AUGUCCGACACCUACAGCGACUUCGACGACGAUGACUUCGUCGUCGCCAGUACUCAAUCCGAGGUCGUUGACUCCCAGGCCAGCGUGGCCGAUUCCCCACGCCCGUCCAAGAGAAGGCGCUUGAGAAAUGGUUCGGCCGCCAGCACAGCCCAUGGCAAGGCCGCAGCGGGGCUCGGCGGUGAUGAAUUUGAAGACCCAGACGACGAUAUGGACUCAGAUGGCAGCCCGUCACUACCAUCCCCCCAGCGAUACUCCGAGGACGACGAAAGCGACGACGGAUACCAGUCCAAAUAUAAAAUCUUCGUCCCCAAGAAACCGAGCCUGCAAGAAGACACCUUUGUCACACAGCUGACGCAGCCACAUUCGAGUCCGUCCCGAAUCCGUGGACCUCGGUGGAAGAAACCAGAACCACAGAUACAGCAGACAAUGGCGCCGGAAACCAGUGGUGGCCCAGUUAGACAUGAACCCGGAAACGACGAGAAUGAUGUAGAUUUACUGGCUGCUCUAGCGGCAUCUUUGGAAUCAUUCGAGGAAGAGCGCCCCCGCAAAUUCAAUACGAGUACAGUGUCAGCGAACGCGACGACAACGACUCGGCCUGUCGUAUCCCAACCCGAUGAUAUAGGAUUCGAUAUCGGCGACAUUCCCGACGAUGCUUUCGACUCAUCUCCAUGCUUAUCGCCUCAAAAGGUGUCCAUGGCCCCUCCUCCAACAACAACAAAUAGACCACUCCAGACGCAGCGUACAAACCUCCGCCAGACGACCUUGUUCCAGGCAGCCACCCGAGAUCCCUCACAAGCAGUUCGGAGCUGGUCACCACCUGACAGAGACGAACCGCCGACCCACCACAAAUUAGAUACGGAGGCAAUGCAGACAUGGGUAUAUCCCACCAAUCUAGGCAGGAUUCGAGACUACCAAUUCAACAUCACCCAGAAAGGUCUCUUCCAUAACCUUCUGGUUGCACUGCCUACUGGUCUCGGAAAGACGUUUAUUGCUGCCACUAUCAUGUUGAACUGGUUUCGAUGGACAAAGACAGCCCAGAUCGUCUUUGUUGCCCCUACGAAACCCUUGGUCACACAACAGGUAUCGGCUUGUUUGGGAAUCGCCGGUAUUCCUCGCUCUGAGACCACCCUUCUCACGGGAAAUGUACCUCCAGGAAUCAGAGCAGAGGAGUGGCAAACUAAGCGCAUAUUUUUUAUGACUCCUCAAACCCUGACCAACGACCUUAAGACCGGAAUUGCCGACCCGAAACGCAUUGUCCUGCUUGUGGUAGAUGAAGCACACCGCGCAACUGGUGGAUAUGCCUACGUCGAAGUCGUCAAGUUUCUUCGACGAUUCAAUUCAAGCUUUCGAGUCCUGGCGUUAACGGCUACUCCUGGAUCGACCGUUGAGGCUGUUCAGACGGUUGUCGACGGUCUGGAAAUUGCAAGAGUAGAGAUCCGCACUGAGCAAUCUUUGGAUAUUCGAGAGUAUGUUCACGCUCGCAAUGUCGAUGUCCAGACUUUUACCAAUACAGAAGAGAUGCUUCUGUGUAUGGAUCUUUUGUCAAAAGCAUUACAAUCUAGCGUCGAUCAGCUUCGGAGUCUGAACGCCUAUUGGGGGCGUGAUCCCAUGACUCUUACUGCAUUCGGCCUCACAAAAGCACGGCAACAGUGGAUGGCUUCUGACGUAGGGAGAAAUGCGCAUUUCGGACUAAAGGGAAAAGUGAACUCCCUGUUUACUGUCUUGGCCAGUGUGGCGCAUGCUAUCGAUUUAUUAAAGUACCACGGUAUUGUCCCUUUUUAUAGACAUUUGGUAUCUUUCAGGUCGAACACCGAGGGUAAAAAGGGGGGAAAAUACCAGAGAGCCAUUGUCGAGGAAGACCAUUUCAAGAAGUUGAUGAACCAUAUUGAUCCUUGGAGUAAAAACCCGGAAUUCAUUGGUCAUCCAAAGUUGGAAUACCUGAGAGAAAUAGUUCUUAAUCAUUUCAUGGACGCUGGAGAGGGAACAGACCAAAUAUCAAACACGAGAAUCAUGAUCUUCGCUCAUUUCAGAGAUAGUGCUGAAGAGAUCACCAGAGUGCUGAAGCGGCAUGAACCGAUAAUCCGACCACAUGUCUUCGUAGGACAGGCAAGCGCCAAAGGAUCGGAAGGCAUGGACCAGAAGAAACAAUUAAGCGUUAUUGAAAAGUUUAAAAGCGGCACCUACAACACGAUUGUCGCGACAUCUAUCGGUGAAGAAGGCCUGGAUAUUGGAGAAGUUGACCUGAUUGUAUGCUACGAUUCCUCCGCCAGUCCGAUCCGAAUGCUGCAACGAAUGGGCCGUACUGGUCGAAAGCGAGCCGGCAACAUCGUCUUACUUUUGAUGCAAGGAAAGGAAGAAGAGUCGUAUAUCAAAGCGAAAGAUAAUUAUGAAAAGAUGCAGGAGCUCAUCGCGAGUGGCACUCGUUUUGACUUUCACGAGGAGAAAUCAGCGCGCAUUCUUCCCAAGGACGUUAAACCUGAUGUUGACAAGCGAGAAGUUGAUAUACCUCCUGAGAACUCGCAGCAAGAAUUGCCCGAACCGAAGAAAAAAAAGGGUCGGGCUCCCAAACGACCUCCUAAAAAGUUCCAUAUGCCGGAUGAUGUCGAAACCGGCUUCACCAAGGCUUCUCGGAUUGGGGAGGGAAGUGGAAAUGCCGAUAUACGCACUAUGGUCAAAAAGAAGCCGAAAAAAAGAGCGCCCACGCCACCUCCUCCGAAACCAGCGGAAAUUCCACGCGCCGAGGAGGUCCUACUGACACCCCAACAAGAGAGUGAGUUGGAAUUCAGGUACCGCAACGUCGGAGGCACCACACCGCAGUUUAUUCGAGGGCCUCGAAAAGAUGCAUUUCCUCAGCUACAACGAACUCUUCGACCUACCAAGCUGAUUGCACACGGCUCCUUGACACGGCGAAUGGUCAAUGCUUUUCAGAAAAUGGACGCCACGCAGCCUAGUUGUGAGUUGCAUUAUGACUCUGUUCUAGACGAGAUCCGAAAAAGAGCGUCUAAGCUGCCUGCAAGGCAAGUCUACAAACCUGCCAAAAAGGCAUUGCUUCCCACAAGUUCGAAUUCAACCAGAAUACCUCCCUCUCCGGAUCGCAAAACCGAUCGCUCUUCUCCGCUUAUGUGUUCUCCUUACGCGGCUCCCGAUGCUAAUGAUCGACCAUUCUACGUGUCUCAAAUAAGCGAUGUCGAGGACAUGGACUACGACCUUCCUGACAUUGAGACUCUUGCUAGUCGAUUAAAUGAGCCCAACUCUCCGAAAAAGGCCCGGAAAAGACCGCGCCGUGUAAUUGAAGAUGAUGACGACGAUGACGAAUUUUUUUAG
This is a messenger RNA of Talaromyces rugulosus, 3324 nucleotides long. RefSeq lists its product as uncharacterized. NCBI's taxonomy places the organism in Eukaryota, Fungi, Ascomycota, Eurotiomycetes, Eurotiales, Trichocomaceae. Gene Ontology annotation, molecular function: hydrolase activity; four-way junction helicase activity; four-way junction DNA binding. The record is from RefSeq and is a predicted model, not a curated record. The transcript has a single exon. Bases 1 to 3324 code for a protein of 1107 amino acids. Gene Ontology annotation, biological process: double-strand break repair via synthesis-dependent strand annealing; replication fork reversal; interstrand cross-link repair.